Messenger RNA from Esox lucius (northern pike), 844 nucleotides. It is a transcript of the gene sat1a.2, whose product is annotated as spermidine/spermine N1-acetyltransferase 1a, duplicate 2. NCBI's taxonomy places the organism in Eukaryota, Metazoa, Chordata, Actinopteri, Esociformes, Esocidae. The record is from RefSeq and is marked provisional. Gene Ontology annotation, molecular function: N-acetyltransferase activity.
AUGUUUAAGGAGUGCGUAUAUAACGAGUGAAGCGCUCUGGGAAAGCACAGCGCUGCCGGCGACCAGAGCGAAUGUAAUUCCACACGAGCGAAAAGCCUACAUUUAUUGCGGGGGGUAAACUCCUAAGAAGCGGAUGAAGAAACAGAUUUUGCUUCUAUUUACAUUCAGAGGACUUGUAAGAAAGGGGAAAAAAAGUAAAAGAAGAAAAUGUCAAAUUUCAUAUUACGUAAAGCCGAACCCAAGGACGUGUCAGAUAUAUUGCGACUCAUAAAGGAACUUGCGAAAUUUGAAGAAAUGGAGGAGCAGGUCGUCUUGACCGAGAAAGAACUACUCGAAGAUGGCUUUGGGGAUCAUCCUUUCUACCAUUGCGUCGUUGCGGAAGUGCCCCAGGAAAAGCAGAGCUCUGACGGUUAUACUGUUAUUGGGUUCGCCAUGUACUACUUCACCUACGACCCCUGGAUUGGGAAGCUACUCUAUCUGGAGGACUUCUAUGUGAUGGAGCAGUUUAGGGGUUAUGGUAUCGGGUCCGAUAUCCUGAAGCUACUCAGUGAGACUGCUGUGAAGACUCGCUGCAGUAGUAUGCACUUCAUCGUAGCGGAGUGGAACAAGACAUCCAUAGAGUUCUACAAGCGCCGUGGGGCCUCAGACCUGUCUGACGAGGAGGGCUGGAGACUCUAUGCCAUUGAGAAGGAGGACCUGCUAAAGAUUUCUGCCAAGAAGCGCUAAAUUCAGCCAAUGACCACGGAUGACUGAUGGGAACGCCUUCCUGUUUUAUUGUUUUUCUCUUUCUUUUUUAAUACCAUUGUCAUUGUUAGUUUUCUAAUGUAUUUCAAUAAAUAAAUGC